AUGGAAGCGGUGCCGGGGCUGGGCUGGGGCUGGGCGGUGCUGGUGCUGCUCUUCGCUGCCUCCCUGCUCACCGUCUCGGCCUGGCUGCUGCAGCUCUCCCGGAGCCUAUGGCGCGGCCGCAGACGGUCGGCAGGAGCCCCGCGGAGCCAGGCGGCCCCCGCCGGCCUCUGGGCGGCCGUGCUGCGCCUGGGCAGAGCCCGCGAGGGCGCGGGGAGCUCUCCGGCGGCUGGGCCCCGCGGCUUGCUCGCCUCUCUCUUUGCCUUCCGCGCCUUCCGCGAGAACUGGCAGCGAGCCUGGCUGCGCGCCCUCAACGACCAGGCCCGCCAGCACGGGAGCUCAGUCCAGAUCACGUUUGAGGAAAGCCCUCGGCAGUUGCCAGCCGUAACUAUCAGCCACGUGGUCUACACUGACGAGUCGGAUCACAGGAUGGUGUUGCAGUGCCUCCUUUCAACUGACACGGUGCAGUUCCCUGUCUUGGUGGCCCAGCAGUCUCCGGCAGCGGUCUCUAUGGACACCUAUUGUGUCUCCCUGGCUGUACGGCAGGCCCAGUUGGAGAUCCGCCUGGAGGAGGUGGAGGCCGAGGGGCUGCUGGUCUCCUGGGCAUUCACAGACAAGCCCGACUGGAAGAUCUCCCUCCCGCCGAGACUCCAGCCGCACAGUGAAAACGAUGGCAAGGCAGACCUGUCUAUCAUCAAGAAUCUGAUUGAAGACUCCAUUAUUAGCACCCAGCCAGCCAUGAUGGUGAAUCUGAAGGCCUGCAUUAUGAAUGCCAACAUGGAGCCCAGCAGCAGGCUUUCCCCGGGAUCCCUCUCCAGCUCAGUGCCUGCCCUGAUGCCCAAGCUGCUGCUCCAGAACCUGCGAGCUCUGCACCUGGGAUCCCAGGAGAGCCAAGGAAAUGGGCUGCUGUGUUGUGAAGUGGAGCUGGAUAGCCCUCGGCAGCAGAAGAGAACAGGCUCUGUGCCGGCCGGGCCGGCUGCUGAGGUGGAGUGGCCCAGCAAGCUGCUUCUGGAGCUUGGUCCCCGGAGCAAAGAGUUGGUGCUGAGAGUGUUUGAAGGCAGCACUUUUGGAGAGGAUGUGCUUCUGGGAUUUGUGGCUGUCCCCAUAGACCCCUCCUCCAAAGAGCCGCAGGGGCAGCAGCUCUACCUGCUGAGUCCAGGGGCUCCCAAGGGUCUGCCCCCAGCAGCAGCCAUUGCCGUGGAGCUGCUCCACCAGGACAUGCCAGAGCUCCAGGCUGCCUCCUCCCUGCGCACCAGCAUCACUCCCACUAAGAAGAUCGAGAUGGGCCGGACCAUAAUGCCCGAUGGCACUAUUGUCACCACCGUCACCACCAUCCAGUCCAGGCCCAAACUGGACUGUAAGCUUGAUUCACCCUCAAGAUCUCCAUCCAAAGUGGAAGUUACAGAGAAGGUCACCACGAUGCUUCCAGAAAAUGGCUGUCCUAGCAGAACAUCUCCCUGCAGUAGCAGAAGCAGCUGUGUGUCCAACGGCCUGGAUCCAGUGGCCGAGACAGCCAUCAGGCAGCUGACGGAUCUGACCAAUAAGCCUGCAAAGAGGACUCCAACCAAGCGUAGUACACUGAUCAUCUCAGGAGUUUCCAAGGUACCCAUAGCACAGGACGAAAUGGCCCUCUCCCUUGGCUACACCGUGUCACUGGGGAAUCCCCUGCAAGAAGACCCCAUCAUGGCUGGUCUGUCAGAAUACACGCCGCCAAGCAUCUGCGAUGCCACACAACAGCUGGAAAGUUCAUACUCGCCUCAGACGGCGAGCCAGGAUCUGGACGAAACAACACAUUCAGACAUCUCUGAGAGACCCUCAGUGGAUGACAUGGAAUCUGAAACUGGCUCGACAGGUGCCCUGGAGACCCGGAGUCUGAAAGACCACAAAGUGGGUUUCCUGCGAAGUGGCACCAAACUGAUCUUCCGGAGGAAGAACAAACAGAAGGAGGCAGGCCUCAGCCAGUCGCAUGAUGACUUGCCCAACGCCAGCAGCGCCUCCGCCCCCAGGAAGAAAUCCGGAAGCUUCUCGCGGCGCCUCAUCAAGCGCUUCUCCUUCAAGGGCCGGGCAAAGAGCAAAGCCAACGGGAGCACCCCGUCGGUGGAGAAGCCCUGAGGAGCUGCUGCGUUGGCUGUCUCCAGAAGCCCCCGACCGUCGCUAAUGGUUGUCUGCUGUCUGUGCACUGUGGCCCCAAUCCCCCCGUCCUCCUGUGCAAAGGGAGUGAAGGCCUGGGGGCAGGUGGGUCGGUGGGAAGUCUUGCCAAUAGCCAUAGGAAACGGACGCUUGGUGGAAUGAGGAGUGUAAUAUACUGCUCUGAG
Messenger RNA from Protobothrops mucrosquamatus (brown spotted pit viper), 2312 nucleotides. RefSeq names its product C2CD2 like (gene C2CD2L). Gene Ontology annotation, cellular component: cytoplasmic side of apical plasma membrane. The record is from RefSeq and is a predicted model, not a curated record. Gene Ontology annotation, molecular function: phosphatidylinositol binding; phosphatidylinositol transfer activity. NCBI's taxonomy places the organism in Eukaryota, Metazoa, Chordata, Lepidosauria, Squamata, Viperidae. The coding region runs from base 1 to 2109 and encodes 702 amino acids. Gene Ontology annotation, biological process: positive regulation of insulin secretion involved in cellular response to glucose stimulus. The transcript has 14 exons.